AUAAAAUUUUAUAAAAGAUGAAUCUGUUAAAAGAGAAAGAACCAUUUCGAUAUCCUGCAUCCUCAUUUAACAGUCGUCGUUAAGACUCAGUUUCUACGCUUUGAACCCUGAAGAAAAUAUACCGUUUUCUAUCUCUGUUUAUAAAUAUAUCCACACAAUGUCUCCAGUUGCUUUUCAAGACCUUUCCUCCUCAACAUCCGUAACGGAUUCUCAGACUAGCCAAUACAGGCCAUUGACCGGCAAAGUUGCUCUAAUUACAGGUUCUGGUCGUGGUAUUGGCAGGGGCAUUGCUUUGGAACUGGGCAAGCGCGGUGCAUCAAUCGUUGUCAACUAUGCAAAGAGCUCCAGCUCCGCUGAUUCAGUCGUAGCCGAGCUCGGCAAGUUGGGUUCCAAGUCCAUCGCCGUACAAGCAGAUGUCUCCAAGCCCGAGGAAGUCGCCGCGCUUUUUCAAAAGGCCCUAAGCCACUUCGGCCACAUCGACUUCGCCAUCUCCAACUCGGGUAUGGAGGUUUGGUGCGAGGAGACCGAGGUGACCCCGGAGCUUUUCGACCAGGUCUUUAACCUCAACACCCGCGGCCAGUUCUUCGUCGCGCAGAACGGCUUAAAACACUGCAGCGAAGGCGGCCGCAUCAUCCUCACAUCUUCCAUUGCCGCCCAGAUGACCGGCAUCCCCAAUCACGCUCUGUACGCUGGCUCCAAGGCCGCCAUUGAGGGCUUCACUCGGUCCUUCGCCGUCGAUUGCGGCAAGAAGAGAAUCACGUGCAAUGCCCUGGCUCCCGGCGGCAUCGCCACAGACAUGUUCGACGAGAACAGCUGGCACUAUGUUCCCGGUGGCUACCAGGGUAUGCCCAUCGAUACCAUCAAGGACGGCCUUGCUAAGAUGUGCCCGCUCAACAGAGUGGGAACUCCUGCCGACAUUGGUAAAAUUGUAUCCAUGUUGGUCAGUGAGGAGGGUGAAUGGAUUAACGGUCAGGUCCUGCGAUGCAGCGGUGGUGGUGUGUAGAGGACAUGAGAAUGUUGUGGUGUUUAAUAUGUGUAGAGCAUCAAAGAUAUGAUUAUGAUCAAAUAGGUUAACCGCAGAGGGCUUUCAUUAUUUAGCAUAGUAAGCGGCAUCGUAAUUGAUAUAGAUGUUUAGCAAUGAAUUAGAGAAAGAAUUUACAAAUCU
Messenger RNA from Truncatella angustata, 1165 nucleotides. RefSeq names its product 1,3,6,8-tetrahydroxynaphthalene reductase. NCBI's taxonomy places the organism in Eukaryota, Fungi, Ascomycota, Sordariomycetes, Amphisphaeriales, Sporocadaceae. The transcript has 2 exons. The coding region runs from base 158 to 1003 and encodes 281 amino acids. The record is from RefSeq and is a predicted model, not a curated record. Gene Ontology annotation, molecular function: oxidoreductase activity.